AUGUCAUAUCCAGAAAGUGUUAGGGGGGACAGGCUCUUCUCGUUCAAACAAUAUGUCUGUGUAGUCACCGGCGGUAGAACUGGCAUAGGACUCAUGGCAACCCAAGCACUCAUCGCCAACGGCGCACGAGUCUACAUCCCCAGCAUUGUAUGCGACGUAACCAACAAGGAGGAUCUAAUGCACCUCGUGGGACAGAUCGAGAAACGUGAGCGCUACGGCGUCGACCUGCUAGUCACUGCGGCGGGGUCUGAAGGCGAGCGCAGCACAGCGCCCAAAAUGGACGCCAAGGAGCUGCAGCAGAUGCUGUUCGCCGAAGACCAGAUGAAAUGGAUUUCGACAUUUAACACCAACGUGUCCGCCAUGUACUUCACAACGGUCGCCUUCCUGCCGCUGCUCCAGAAGUGCAGUAGCGACGGGCACGCGAAAGCCUCCGUUAUCGUCGUUGCCUCCAUGUCAGGCCUCAAAUCCCACCUAAGUGGCUACUUCUCCAACAGCGCUUCCAAGGCCGCCACCGUCCACCUGUCCAAGAUGAUGGCGUACGAGUUCAAGGACUUCAAUGUGCGUGUCAACUGUAUUGCGCCUGGCUACUUCCCGUCCAAUGACAAGGAAGAGGGUACCGCCCAUAAGGGUAGGCCGUCGAAGGAACAAACUCUGUUGGACCCGGCUGGGGAAAAGAAAUGGACUGAGAGCGAAAUAGCGCAGGGCGUGCUAUUCCUUGCAAAAAAUCGGUCUGUCACCGGCGAGGUCCUCAAUAUUGACAAUGGCGAGUUCUUGCGCAACCCUGUUCAUUAA
Molecule: messenger RNA, 792 nt
Organism: Pseudogymnoascus verrucosus
Lineage: Eukaryota; Fungi; Ascomycota; Leotiomycetes; Thelebolales; Thelebolaceae
Exons: 4
Coding region: 1-792 (263 amino acids)
Source: RefSeq, a predicted model, not a curated record